UGCUUGCGGAGCAUGAUAUUCGCAGGUUUUUACGGCAUCGCAGACAGGUUGGGGCGUUAUAGUUACAGUUUACAAGUAACGAUAACGGCAUCUAUACUCUCUUUAUUUGCUCAUGGGCUGCUUUUCCGUAGACUUGUUCAAAUCAUUUUCCUUGCCGGAACCGAUAUGCUCUGUUGAAUUUACAGCAAUUCAAAUACGCAUUAUUAUAGAUUUCAUAUAGAGUAUCGACCAUUCUCCUAUGGUAACGCUUCAUCUGGCACCGGCAUAUUACCGGGGAUUCUGCUUCAUCGAGGAUUGAUUGCCAUUGUUCUGGGGAAUUACAAAUUUACGCCGUCUCAAGUGAUCCAUGAUCUGCUUCGUGUUAUGGUCAGUUUACGUUCAAUGUAGAGCGACUACGGGAACGCCCUAAAACGGACUCAUAAAAAUAUCGGCCGGCAUAAUAAUCCCCCGGCCGGCUUCCAGUAAUAUCACGGACUUAACCGCCAAUAUGUGGCGCUUUCUUUGCAUAUGUAUACUCCUCCCGGUCGUCCUUUCCCAGGAGCAGGAGCAUGGGAAAAUGUACACGCUAUCUGCAUCCAAGUCCUCCCAUAUUUCCUACCAACCGCCCAUGUGGACGGCCACCGCCGGUCAACAUGUGGCCUUCCGAGUACGGACCCGCAGCCUAAAUGCGGUGCUGCUGCACAUUGACCGGGUGCCGUCGUCAUUGUCAGGACAGCAGCCAACCGGCGGUGGCGAACAUUCGAAGGAUUCGCAUUUUGUACUAAAGAUCGCACAGGGACGACUGAGUCUGCUGAAUCAGCUGGGCGAGAGGGUGGAACAGUUCGUUGUUAAUCAGUUUGUGUCCGACAAUGAAUUCCACACUCUGCGGUUUUUCCGUGACAUUCACAGCCAAAAUCCGUUACUUCGUCUGACCGUCGACAAUGCUCCUGAGAACCGCUUCCCGUUGCUGUAUACCGCAUUGCACCAUGAAAACCCAACAUCGGCCGAACAGGACUCGGCCGGAAAUGACGCCGGGCUGUAUACGGUGACAUUUGGAGGCAAAGGAGACAGCAGAUCGUUUGAUAACCAGUUGAACGGGUGUCUGUUUGACGUCAAAUUCGGACAUAUUGAUGUGGAUGGUAGUACGAAAUUGCAAUCUCUCACUCCCCAUGAUCAUGCGGAACUCGUGGAGGGAUGCGAAAACCGGUGCGAAACCAAUAAUCCCUGCCAGAAUGGAGCGACAUGCUUCGACGAUUACAGUCAAGUAACGUGCGACUGUUCGGCAACGGAAUUCACGGGCAGCGAUUGUGCGCAACCAGAUACGGAAGCGAUCACCUUAAGCGGAAACCAAUUCAUUUCUACUGCAAACCACGAUAUGCUGUAUCGCGGAUAUAGUCGCAUACGUUUGGAUUUCAAAACUCGGUUUCCCGAUGGAGUUUUAUUCCACCUAAAUGUCAAAGGCCAUUCGGACGAUCACAGUGAGGAGACCGUCACCGCGGUGUUGAUUGACCAGUAUCUACGUAUUAUAAUCUGGAAUCCUUCGCUUAAACAAGACAACGCUCUGGAGUUUAAGCAUAAACUGCUGUCCGACGGCCAAUGGCAUUCACUGACGGUGGAAUUAAAAGACUCCAAGAUUAUCGUCAAGAUCGACACGGAUGAGAAGAAUUUCGGUCUGCGGCAUUUACAAGAAAAACACUUCUUCUCACCGGAAGUCUACAUUGGGUACAAACCCAAUCUCCCAAAUUCCGACGAACCUACUAGAGCCGAAACAUCGCGGCCAUUUAUCGGCUGCUUGAAACGAAUCUACCACGGCACAACCAGUAUCCUCCAUGAUCUCCACUCCGCCCACCCCAUCGCUUCCGUCAACACCGUCCACGAAUCCCAUGAACUCUUUCCGGCGCCGGUGUCCUUUACCUGCAGCGAUCUCCGACAGGAAGAUCUGUCCGUGGCACUGUUGUCGCCGGAUGUCGCACUACCACUGGCAUCCACACUGGAACCCUACAAGACGCUGCAGUUGUCGUUCCGUCUACCAAAACGCGAAGGACAGUCUCUGCCGACAAAAAUUGUCGGGGGAAAUUUGACGAGCGGAGAAGAAUACAAAGUUAUCUUGUCCGACAAAGGAGUGCAUUUGGAGCUGAUCCGUUACGAUGCUAGUGGAACGGCGCACACCACCACGUCGGAGGGUGCCGUUGGUGGCAAUCUCCAUGAUGGUCAGUGGCAUAACUUGUUCCUACAAUGGCCCGGUUCUUCUGAGCGUCGCAAACGACAAGAGGAAGCAACUGAAACGGCAGCGUCCCAGGAAACCACCCCCUCGGCGGACGCACCAGCGGCCGUCGAACUAGCUGCUCCUGCGGUGGAAAAUGCCGAAGCCAAGGCAGAGGCUGUGGUGGAACCAACACAGAGCGCCGAAACUGCCGCCGCUGCGCCUGCAGAAGGGGCUACCGCCGCCCCGGCGGCGCCAGCCGAAGUGGCAGCCGAACCGCCGGUUCCAGUAGCUGACGCUGGCGUUCCUGUAGCGUCCGCCGCGGAUGCCGAUUCCCCUCCUGUGGAAACCGCAACAGCAGAAGCGGCCGAGAAUCCGAAUGCCAGGAUGAAAAUUCCGCAGUUUUAUGGCGGUCAAGAUACGGUGCUGUUGCCUCAUAUGAUCAGGUUACAUGUGGAUUCACAGUACGUCGACCUGAAGGCCGAGGAGUAUAUGAAAUUAUCUCCAACUGGCGUGGUAUCCUUAGGCGGUCGCCCGGGCGACUUAGGAGUGAAUGGAUGCUUUCGAAAUAUUCGUGUCGAUGAUCAAGUGUAUGACGUCCGAAAAGCGCAGAAUGGCGUCGUGGGUCAAUGUAGUAAUGAACAGACGUGCCAAGAGCAGAAUCCGUGCCAAAACAAUGCGCCAUGUAUCAGCGGGGUUUUCGGACCGACCUGCGACUGCCAGAAUUCCGGCUACCAUGGAAAAACUUGUCAUCUGCCCGUUUAUGCGCAGACCUGUGCAGAUCUGUAUUCAGCUGGAGAAAGGCGAAGUGGUGUUCACAUAAUCGAUUUGGACGGCAGUGGGCCAAUGAAACCGGUCUAUGUCAACUGCAACAUGAGCAAUCAAGAGCAGCGCGGAAUUACCAGUGUGGGCCACAAUUUCCGUUCCGGCACCGAGAUACGAGAUGGUCCCAGUGGUGGUCGUCAGUACAAUAUCCAGUAUCGCCAGUUUGAUAAAGUGGCACUGAAGAAGCUUAUCGAUAUCUCGAAACAGUGCCGACAACAUAUCUCUUACCGGUGUAUCAGCAAUGCCCCUCUGAAGCUGGGCACUCAUACAUGGUUCCGAUCGGUGGCCGAUGUGGGAAACAUCACGAGCUUCGGGUCGGAUGUGCCCGGCCGGUGUUCGUGCACUUCAGGAGCAUCUGGGCAGGUCUGUGCUCUGGAUAGAAAACUCAAGGAUCUCCCUUGCAACUGUGAUGCCGACGAUAAUGUCGAUCGGGUGGAUGAAGGCGAUUUCAAAACCAAAGAAUUCGUGGGAAUCACCAACAUGACCUUUAUCAAGCGCAACAUGAAAGGCGCCGGUUUGUUGACUCUGGGUCCACUAGAAUGUGACGGGAGGGAGAACAUUGAGCGCACCGUGUCAUUCUCCUCCGAAAAUUCUAAUCUGCAAUUUCCCACUCUGGGCCAGACUGAGGAUAUAAGCUUCUUCUUCCGUACCAACCUUGUUUUAACAAAGGCGUUGUUGCUCUAUCAGCCAGGACGCAACUCACUGCGCAUCGUUUUCAGCAAUGCAACCACCAUCACUUUAUACAUCACCAUCAGCGGUCGUUUACGGGAGCUGUCAGUGGUCGUUCCGCGACCGUUAAAUAAUCAAGUCAUGCAUUUGGUGCGAUUAGAGUACGGCUUCAACGAAGUUCGUCUGACGGCGGAUUUAAAUAGUAACUAUCUGUCGUGGAGCCCAAAUGACAAAGUUGGACCAUACCACGGUCCAUUGUACAUUGGUGGAUAUCCAAGCGCUAGUGGAUGGGGCUUGGAGCCGGGUUUGGUCGGCUGCAUACAAGGUCUCAUUCGAGGCGGCCAGACUGUCGAUCUAACGGCGGCAGCCGAAGCGGCUAAGUCUAGCCAAAUCCGCCGUGAAUGCCAGUCGUCCUGCUCACCUAAUCCCUGCAAAAACAACGCCGAAUGUUUCGAUAAAUUUGGCGGUAUUUAUGAGUGCAUAUGCGCUAAUCCGAUUGCUCAUUCUGGCGCACAAUGCGAACAUGAUAUCAACACCAAAGUCUUCAGUCUGACGAAUAGCACCGGUUCCGCCUUUGCCUACCUCAAGAACUCCGUUCCUGGUGACAUCCUUCGAGAGAACAUCAGUAUCAGCUUCCGUACCCAUCGACGAACCGGCAUCCUGCUCUACGCCCACGACAACAAUAACAACUUUGUCCAGCUCCAUUUGCAAGAAGGCCGCAAAGUCAUCAUGACUUUAAACAGUGCGAACUCCAUUCGCCGUCUGGAGGUUACCCGUGACGGACUGAGCGACGGUCGUUGGCAUCAGUUGCACGUUGGUCGGUGGGAAAAUCGAGUGGACCUGUCCGUUGACUUCGACAACAUUAACAGUCUGGAUGUCGAUGCCACCGUGGCCGGAUUGCAGCUAUACAAAUCAAAGCCAUGGAGCCGGGCAACAGUCGGUUUGGAGACCAUCACGCCGCCCCGUGGAGAGUACGCCACCACUGCAUACACGGACGCGUAUGUGGGCGGCGUGCGGUCGACAUUCAAUACCCAGCUGACGGGAUUCUAUGGGUGUUUACGAGGCCUGCGGGUGGGACAGAAUGUCAUCGAUGUGUUCAACUCGACGGACCCGGAACGAGUAACUGAAAGGACCGACUUGGGUGUUGUGGAAGGAUGUGAAGCGUCCUGCGAAACUUAUAAUCCGUGUCAGUAUGGUGGAAUGUGCAUUAAUCGCUGGGGAGACACGGAGCAGCCGAGUGAAUGUAACUGCCGGAAUACCUCAUUCACUGGUGCAAACUGCACUGAAGAUAUCGGUGCGACGUUCUCUGACCAGUCGGUGGCUGUUGUGGAGUACAAGCCAGGCCGCGGCACCAACUUCAAGCUCUCUAGCGGUAUGACGGUGCGAUUGGCCUUCUCCACGGAUUACAAACCUUCUAGCAAAGUCGCUCUGUUGCUCGUGCAGUUCUACGAUAAGCAAGCCGAACUGGUGAUUGGUUUGAACGAGGCCGGGCAUGUCGUCGUCGAGCUGUACCAACUGGACCCCAAUCCGGUGCGGCGUAUCUUCCCCGGCAACUUUGCUGAUGGCAACCGACAUUCUGUCCGUGUGUCUGCCAGCGCUUUCGGGGCAUCAGUACAGGUGGACGAUCACAAAGAAGACGUGAACAUCGCACUGGGCUCCCACUUUGUCCACUACGUCAUGGUGGGCCGUGUUGACAGCAACGCUCUCCCAGUGCACCCACAACACCAAGGCUUACUUGCCUAUGGUCCAUUUAUUGGAUGCAUUUCCAAUGUACGUAUCGAAUCGGACUUGGUGGAGGAUGUCCUGCAGCCAUUACACCUCCUCCUUAACCAUGAAGAACCCAGUCUCUCUAACGCUCGUGGUGACCUGAACGAGACACAGUGUGCCUUGCCUCUAAUUGUCGAACCCACAGCCGGAUUAUACGACCCCUCCCAAACAACGGGUCUUCAAAUGCCACACGACCCAGAGGGAUGGGCUUGGGCUGUUCCCAUUGAACUGCCGAGUGAUCAAAUUCCCAAACCAUCUGUAGCGCCCAGGAGUAACACCGCCAUGAUCGUUGGCAUUGUGUGUGGUGUAUUCCUUCUCCUGGUCAUCAUUGCCGUGAUUAUCUAUAUGUGCCGCCUAAGAAGACGUAAAGCUAAUUACCCGGUGAACGAACAGAAUGUGGAAGAAAAUGUUGAGGAGAAAUUAUUACCACAUGGAGGAGAUCCCAGACAUACGAUUCCUCCCAUAUACAACAAUCCUAACAAACCGGUAAGAGCACCCCAAGACCCCUUUAAUCGUCCGGUCAGUAAGUUCAUAGACGAUACACUAAUUCCCAAUCCCCAACAUCCCCUUCUUCCCCCACCUGCUGUUCCUACACGUCAAGUUAACACUCCCGUUACCGCAGCCAUCCUCCAACGCCUAGCGGCCAACGCCCAUAACGUCAAUGGCACCGCGAACGACUUCCCUGAUACGAACCGCACACUCGUACGCUCCGUACCGGAAGAGGAUAGCGUGGAACCCACCAACCCAUGAACGAUGAUCAAAAUGUGCACGUUGCUCAAAAGUAAUGCCUUCUAUACAUAUAUACGCCGCCACUUCCCCGGGUGUCCGCUUCCGUACGAUGCAUAUACAUAUAGUUCUAGUUUCUGGUUUGGGUGUUGGUUCCGAGACUUGUAGCUCAUUACCGGUUUAGCCAUUGGGUGAUUCUGCAUUUUUUAUUGUACUUUUCUAUUUCGUAGUUUUGCAAGUUCAUAGAAUGAUAUUGUUAUACUGUGUUUGGCGAAUUGUGCAUGUUCGUUUUGAAGUUUUUACCGGUUUGUUGUGUUUUGUUUCUGUUAUUGGUCAUGGUCAUUUGAAAUGUUUUCAAAGCAAAAACAGCAGUGAUCUGGAGUUUUAGAAAAAAUCAGAUUAACGAA
Paramacrobiotus metropolitanus is the source of this 6576-nucleotide messenger RNA. RefSeq names its product axotactin-like. The record is from RefSeq and is a predicted model, not a curated record. Lineage: Eukaryota; Metazoa; Tardigrada; Eutardigrada; Parachela; Macrobiotidae. The transcript is spliced from 25 exons. Bases 488 to 6193 code for a protein of 1901 amino acids.